Molecule: messenger RNA, 1146 nt
Organism: Haemonchus placei
Lineage: Eukaryota; Metazoa; Nematoda; Chromadorea; Rhabditida; Trichostrongylidae
Source: the annotation of a GenBank genome assembly
GAUCCCAGCAACCCUGAAGAAGGUUUCGAAUACCUUUAUGUGGACGCAGUUGAAGAAGAAGCUCUCAAAGAUCAAAUCGUCUACGAAAGAAUGUCUAAUGGUUUGCUGAGGUUGAAAGCCGUCAUAGGAAAACCGAAUGAGAAUAUUGGCGUAGAGAAUCUGCAAGGUUCGGGAAUGAUAGCUGGUGAAACUUCUGCAGCCUACGAUGAAGUGCCAACAUACUGCCUUGUCACUGGCCGUACGGUUGGUAUAGGUGCUUAUACUGCUCGCCUAGCCCAUCGCAUCGUACAAACACGCUCAUCCCACCUCAUUCUCACUGGUGCUCCUGCCCUAAAUACGUUAUUGGGAAAGGAGAUUUACACCUCUAACAACCAACUGGGAGGCAUCCAAAUUAUGUUUAAGAAUGGAGUCACUCAUGCUGUUGUUAACGACGAUUUCGAAGGGAUUUGCAAAAUAGUACAGUGGAUGAGUUAUCUACCUGACGAAAUAUCAUCGUUUCCUUUUCGCCGUUAUAUUGGUUUUGACUCGUCUCCUCGUCUGGUACAGUUUACCAUUGAACCAAACAAGCCGUACGACAUUCGACAACUCAUUGAUAGCCGAGAUUCGGAGCAAAUUCGUGGAAUAUGCGACUCGAAUUCCUUCGAUGAAAUCAUGAACGAAUGGGCGAAAACCAUUAUCGCUGGUCGUGCGCGGAUUUGUGGCAUCUCUAUCGGGGUUGUAUCUUCCGAACUCAGAAAUGUGAUGUCCAUCAAUCCGGCCGAUCCUGCCUCACCUAACAGUCAGUCUGUUGAAGUACACCAGGCUGGCCAAGUCUGGUACCCCGACUCUGCAUUGAAAACUGCGGAAGUAAUAGGAGACUUCAAUCGUGAGGGUCUCCCACUCCUAUUCAUCGCUUCCCUUCGGGGCUUUUCCGGUGGACAACGAGAUAUGUUCGAGAUGGUACUAAAAUUUGGUGCCCAUAUUGUGGACGCACUUCGACAGUAUCGAAGACCUGUGAUUAUAUACAUACCGUGCCAGGGAGAGCUUCGUGGAGGGGCAUGGGUUGUGCUUGACAGCAAAAUUAACCCUGGAUUCAUUAGUAUGGUCGCGGAUAGAGAUUCACGGGGAGGUAUCCAAAAAAUAUAUUUCACGAUUAUGCGUUUAUAG